AUGAUUGAAACAUACAUUGUGGAAUUUCUCACUACAUUGGCAGAGCGGCGCGGCGAGGAGGAGGCUGCAGGGCGGGUGCUGAAGGCUGCGUUGGCGCUGCGGUACGGGCGCGUGUUCGAGGGCAGCUCCACGGAGGGCCGCGCCCGCAGGGUGGAGGACGUGUACACGGAGCUGCUGCUGGUGCAGGAGCACACGGGCGGAGCGCUGAGCGGCCACGAGGCCCGCUGGAUGGAGCAGAGCCGCUCCAGGCGCUCCACCUGCAGCUCCCGCAUCCUCUGUAACGACAUCUUCAGAGCCCAGUCCGAUUCCCGCAAGGUUCUCACGCUGGGGGUGGCUGGCGUCGGGAAGACCGUCUCCGUUCACAAGUUCAUCCUGGACUGGGCCGAGGGAAGAGCCAAUCAGGACGUGGCCUUCCUGUUCCCGCUGCCGUUCCGCCAGCUGAACGCGAAGUCGAAGAGGACUCUGAGUCUCUGGGCGCUCUUGCGCCAGUCCUUCCCCGCGCUCAAGCAGCUGGGCGCUCUGCCCGAGCGCACGAGUUCCAUCCUGUUCGUCUUCGACGGGCUGGACGAGAGUCGCUUCGAGCUGGACUUCCACAAGGAGAUGAUCAGCGACCCGACGGAACCGGCCUCGUUGGACGCGCUGAUAGCCUCUCUCAUCUCCGGACACUUGCUGCCCGGCGCCUGCGUCUGGGUCACUUCUCGCCCGGCAGCAGCCAAUCAGAUCGCCCAACACUUCCACCAGGUGACCGAGGUUCAGGGCUUCACGGAUGAGCAGAAAGAGAGAUACUUCCAGAAGAACACGAGCGCACACACGGCCUGUAGAAUCAUCGCACACAUGAGGAAGACGAAGACGCUUCAUGUCAUGUGCCAGUUGCCUGUGUUCUGUUGGAUUCUGUCUGUAGUCCUUGAGGAGAUGUGGAACAGGGAGGGGGAAGCCGAUGAAACUACAACUCCCGGCACCCUCACAGAGAUCUACACCCGCUUCCUCCUUUACCAACUGCGUAGACGCAGUCAGAAGACGCCCUCUUCGACCCAGGACCUCCUGAAACUGGGCAAGCUGGCAUUCGUCCACCUGGAGAAGAGAAAGUUGAUCUUUGACACAGCGGACUUGCGGUCUUGCGGCUUGGACGACGACGGCGGCUCUGAGUUCUCGGCCACCUGCACGCAGAUCUUCAAGGAGGAGGCGGCGGACAUGGAGAGUCGCCUGUACAGCUUCCUGCACCUGAGCCUGCAGGAGUACCUCGCCGCGCUCUACACGCUCCACGCCGACGCCGGCGUCCGUCCCAAGCUCGGACUGCGGCAUCGGCUGCUCGGCAAAUCCACCUUCGAGGUGCUGAAGGGGGCCGUGGAGCGGGCGGUGCAGAGCUCCGACGGUCACCUGGACCUGUUCCUGCGCUUCCUGCUGGGCCUCUCCCUGGAGAGCAACCAGCAGCUGCUGCUGCGGCUGCUGCCGGACCUGGGCUCCCUCGGCUCCCGGGUCGAGCCCUCGGACCACAGGAUCGUCCAGCACCUGCACCGAACCAUCCGAGAGCAGGCCGCAGCCGACUGCAGCAUCAACCUGUUCCACUGCCUGAGCGAGCUGCGGGAUGAGUCGCUGGUGCUGGAGGUGUCGCGGUGGCUGGCCAGUGGGAAGACGAGGCCGGAGGAGCUGACUCCAGCCCAGUGGUCGGCGCUGGCCUUUGUGCUUCUCACGGCGGAGGAGACGCAGCUGGAGUUUGAGCUGCAGAGGUACUGGGGCAGCCACCAGGGGCUGAAUAGGCUGCUGCCGGUCGUGAGGAACACACAGAGGGCUAUCAUGCACCAGUGUGACCUGACGGAGGCUUUUGUAAUUUCCCAGCAUGCACCAGUCAUGCACCAGUGUGACCUGACGGAGGCCAGCUGUGUGCUGCUGGCGUCAGCACUGACCUCAGGCCCCGCCCCCCUCGCUCUGCUGAGCCUGAGUGACAACCCCCUGCUGGACGGAGGAGUGAAGGUCAUCUCCGCCGCACUCGCCAAGGCAGAGUGUCCGUUACACACACUCAGGCUGAACGAUGUGGGAUUAAGUGUGGAGGGGUGUGGUCCUCUUGUCUCGGCACUGAGGUCAAAGUGCACCCAUAUGAGAGAGUUGGACCUCAGCAGGAAUUACAUCAGAGACUCAGGAGCCAAUCAGAUUGCCUUAUUCCUGAAAGACCCAUCCUGCAAGCUGGAUAAGCUUUGGUUGAGUGACUGUGGGAUUCGCGAGGAGGGAGGAGCUUCCCUUGGCGUGGCCCUUUGCGCAAACCCCGCCUAUUUGAGAGUGAUGGACUUGAACUCCAAUCAGCUGGGAGACAAGGGGGUCAAGCAUGUGAUGACAUCACUUGGUGAUCAGAAAUGCAGACUAGAGAGCUUGAGUCUAGUGAACUGUGGUCUCAGUGACGUGAGCUGUGGCGUCUUGGUCGCUGCUCUGAUGUCCAACCCUUCGCACAUGAAAGAACUCGACCUCAGCGAGAACCCCGUAGGAGACCACGGAGCGAAACUCCUUCGAGACAUACUGACCCAUUCACAGUCUCACCUGGAGAAACUCAGGCUGCGAGACUGCGGCAUCAGAGAAGGGGGCGUGUCUCUGACGGUAGGCCCCGCCCCCCUGAGAGAGCUGGAUCUGAGCAGGAACCCCUGCGUUGACUCCGCCCUCCAGCAGUUCUCCACAGCUCUACAGGAGCGCCUAUACAAGCUCCAGAUACUGCGGUUAGGAAUGUGUAGGUUCAACACGGCUGGUUGUGAGGUGCUGGCGAGGUCCCUGCGUUUGAACCCCUCCUUCCUGCAAGAUCUGGAUCUGAGCCAUAACAUCGUGGCCGACUCUGGACUGCAGCUGCUGUCCGUGGUGCUGAAACAACCACAGUGUUCCCUCAAGAGACUAAGGUUGAAAGGCUGUGGAAUCUCUCACCAUGGCAUGGCCGCCCUGUGCUCUGCUCUCAAGGAAAACCCAUCUCACCUCAUUGACCUCAACAUGAACCGCAACAACUUGGGAGAUCUUGGCAUCAAGCACCUCAGUGGCUUUCUGAAGGACCCUCGCUGCACACUAGAGAGACUGGGGUUGCGCUGUUGCUCUAUGGGACUGGAGGGCUGUGCUGACCUGGCGGCGGCCCUCUCCUCUAACCCCGCCCACCUGAAGUGGCUGAACCUGGACUCCAAUAGCCCUGGGGAUGCAGGGGUGAAGCUGCUGGCACUUCUGCUGAAGGACCCGCGCUCUCACUUGGAGAGACUGCUAUUGAUAUUCUGUGGGAUCAGAGAGGAGGGCUGGUGUGCCUUGGCCUCUGCCCUCUCCUCCAACCCCUCCCACCUGAGGGACUUCACCCUCACUGGAACCCAGCCGGGGCGGGGCGGGAUCCAACGGGCUGCAGCGCUGCUGGAGAAUCCGCUCUGUAAAGUCAACAUAAUCAGACUGUCCUACUGUGGGAUUGACGCCGAGGCGUGCUCCACUCUCGCCGCUGCCCUGCUCUCCCGCCCGGCCUCCAUCAGAGAGCUCGCCCUGAGCCAUAACAACCUCUGUGAUGCAGGGGCCACGAGCAUCGCCGCCGUCGUCAAGGAGACGCGGUGCAAACUGGAGAAACUCUGGAUGAGGAAUUGUGGGAUUGAAGAGGCGGGGUUUGUGGCCCUGGCCGCCGCCCUCCAAUCUAACCCCGCCCACCUGCGAGUGCUCAAUCUGAGCUCCAACAACCCGGGAGAGGCCGGCGUGAAGAAACUUGCCAGGUUCCUUAGAGAACCGCACUGCAAGCUGGAGAUCUUGAGGCUGAGUGAUUGUGGCAUGCGGAGGGAGGCGUGUGUGUGUCUGGUGUCUGCGCUCAGGUCAAACCCAACGCACCUGCAGGAACUCACACUGCUGCAGAACAACCCAGGAAACAUCGGGCUGGAGGAGCUGCUCACCGACCCCCAUUACAGACUGCACACACUGCAGUACUGA
Sardina pilchardus (European sardine) is the source of this 3918-nucleotide messenger RNA. Its product is annotated as NACHT, LRR and PYD domains-containing protein 12-like. The coding region runs from base 1 to 3918 and encodes 1305 amino acids. Gene Ontology annotation, molecular function: protein binding. The transcript has 18 exons. The record is from RefSeq and is a predicted model, not a curated record. NCBI's taxonomy places the organism in Eukaryota, Metazoa, Chordata, Actinopteri, Clupeiformes, Clupeidae. Gene Ontology annotation, biological process: intracellular signal transduction.